GCUGGAACACUUUGCACGAACGAAAGUACCGCACUUCCCUCCCCCAAGACGCACAGGGAGGAGGAGGAGGAGGAGGAGGAGACAGGAGUCAAAGAGAAACAGCCAGUUUCUCAUGACUGCACUUUCUUUAUCCCGAACACAUUUGUUUGUAGCUUUCCGAACAGGAAACUACCCAAGCUGCCAGCCAAUCAGCGCUGCGUCCUCGAUCAGCAUCCAGGAGCAGCUCCAAACGCUCAGCAUCACUUGGAAGAGCUGGACGCAGCAGCAGCAGCAGUCCCGCUGGGAGCUGAACAUCCAUGGAUUCAUCUCUUGGCUGGAUUAUAUUUUAGAAGCGCUCCUCUUCUCUUGAACUUGCAUCGCUCUCCCUUAUUCCCCCAGCUGCCACACAGUGAGUUAUUACGCGACCUGUAUACGUGGCUCGGUAUUGCGGUACUUGCAGUAUAAAGGCAUCGCUAGAAGAUCGCGUCCACUGCACCAAGAAGACUCCCCGCCCUUUUCUGAAGCAACUUAAACCUCUUUACUAAUUAAAACCUCAGAUUUUUUUUCCCCCCUGGAUAAGUGCCUUCAGAUCUGCAUCACCUUUUCCUGAGAUUUUUAUUAUUAUUACUCCUACUACUUUAGGACCAUCUCUUUCUUCACUUCCACAGCUGCAUAGAAAAUGUCUGCCCCCGAUGCUGCCGCCCCUCCUGCUGCUGGACCUCCAGGGGCUCCAGGUGCCCCCGGUGCAGAUGGAGCCCCAGGCGGUGCACCUCCAGGCCCCCCCAACACAUCGAGCAACCGCAGGCUUCAGCAGACACAGGCUCAAGUUGAGGAGGUGGUGGAUAUUAUGAGGGUGAACGUGGACAAGGUUUUGGAAAGGGACCAGAAGCUUUCAGAGUUGGAUGACAGAGCAGAUGCUCUCCAGGCCGGAGCCUCCCAGUUUGAAAGCUGCGCAGCCAAGCUAAAAAACAAGUACUGGUGGAAGAACUGCAAGAUGAUGAUCAUGAUGGGCAUCAUUGGAGUCAUUGUGGUUGGAAUAAUAUUCUUGUACUUCUUCUACUGAACUCCUCCCAUCAUCACCGAUGAACUCAAACUUAAGGAUAACAUUACAGGGAAGAGGAAAAAAUGAAGAAUACCAAGCGCCACUCCUCCCUUCGAUCAGCCGUUCUCCCUCUCUCCACACGGUCUCCCAUCGAACCAUCCUGCACCUAAACAGUAGCGCUCCUGGCCUCUUCGUCCCCCUUUCCCCACCUUCUUUCUUGCUGCUUUCCCCGUGGUUCUCCACGAAGUCUCACUCACUCUCUCUCCAGCCUCUGCACCUCAUGCAUAAUUGAAGGCUGCUGCUGGCAGACGGAAACCAGGAGGAAAGAUGGAAAGAAACAGAGCUCAGAGAAAACUAAGGGGAGAUUAAACAACAGUUUGUAGUCUUUCUACUCGAGAUACGCCAAAGCUUGUUCAUAAUCAUUUUUGUUUUAAAGAGAGCUACAUUUAUAUAUUGAUACUGACAUGCCAAACCAAUACCCUCCAUUCAUCAUAACCGCUUCAGUCAUUGCUUCUUACUAACACGUUAGAUUAGGAGUCCAGUCAUUUCUGUUUUCUGUUUUUUUUGUUUUUUUUUCACGAGUGCAAUUGUGUUUAGCCGCUCUGCAGCUUUUACCUGUUAGGAAUUUACCAGUAAUCUAUCAUCACUUCCUGUUACAACUUUCUCUCACGUAAGUCUCAAACAUCUGCAGGGAUGACAAGAAAGGAGAAAUGCAAAAAAGGGAGAAAAGCUGUGUCAAAAGUUUGGCCGAAAAAGGCUGAUUCAGGAAAAAAAAAAAAAAAGAAGUAGGAGUACAGCCGCAUAUUUUCCUGCAUAAAUACGUUCGACUUGAGUCAUAACCUGCAGGCGGAAAAGGGACGAAUCAGUUUUCACGUGCCCCUGUGGGUUUUUUUUUUCUUUCUACCUUAGGUGGUAGCAUUAGAGUCAUACGCACAGACAGAAAGACACACCAAGCAGCUACUGACAGACAAUCUGUACGCCUGAAAGGACCCAUGGGAAGGCCUCUUGACUCUGACUGGACAGAGUCGCAGCCAUAGACAGAUGAAUGUGUAGCGUCUCAGUUCGAGCAACCUCCAUUUGUAGAGCAGAGCAGAGUUGUGGUUUUCAGAGAGCAGGAGGGUCUGAACGAGGACAGUAUUAGGAUACCCCCGAGCCAUGUGGCACCACCCCCCCCUCCCACAGACUCACAUAAAACCAGACUCAUCUGUCAUCAGUACGGUAACAGCCAGUAAGAGGCAUUCGUUUCUAACCUGCAUGGCAAACGGUACCCAUAUUUGUGUGACCUGUGUAUCUGCCAUCUCUGAAUCUUACUGCCGAUUGUAUAUUUUCUUUCCUUAGUGGUUUUAAGGACCUGUGUAUAUUUGUCUUUCUGAUCAUAUACUUACUGCUUAUGCAAUGUGCAAUGCAACAGCGCUCACGAGUUUGCCAAAAUCUGUCACUUGCUUUUGAGAGAAAAAAAAAACAAAAACAUAAUCCUCAAGGACUGCAACCAACAGCUACUGUAGUAAAUCAUUUUAGGAAUCAUGUGGAGUUGAUUAUACCAGAACCACUGUACACACAGCCCUGUUUAUGCUCCUCGAAAUGUGUUUAUAUCAGUACCUUCGAUUUUAGGAGACUGCGGGUAAUACCUGCAACUCAUUUCUCUCUGUCUGGACUGAUUUUCAAAGUUGUGAAGAACAAAAUAAUAAUACUGAGAAAUUCAUGGGAUAAGUACAUUUAUGCAUAACUUUAGAGCUAAGCCCUGAUUACCUGCUGAUGUUGUGCCACAAUAUCAGCAGGUAGUCACUAUAUAAAAAGAGAUUAUGUUUUGUGACUUAAAAAUAGGAUAAGAGAUGCAACUGAAUUUUGCAAAAGACAAAUGCAUGUUUACCACUUUUGCUGAUGCCAAUAAAGAAAUCAUGAACCGAA
Molecule: messenger RNA, 2929 nt
Organism: Fundulus heteroclitus (mummichog)
Lineage: Eukaryota; Metazoa; Chordata; Actinopteri; Cyprinodontiformes; Fundulidae
Product: vesicle-associated membrane protein 1
Exons: 5
Coding region: 659-1042 (127 amino acids)
Biological process (GO): vesicle fusion; vesicle-mediated transport; SNARE complex assembly
Cellular component (GO): plasma membrane; SNARE complex
Molecular function (GO): syntaxin binding; SNAP receptor activity
Source: RefSeq, a predicted model, not a curated record